Molecule: messenger RNA, 534 nt
Organism: Abrus precatorius (Indian licorice)
Lineage: Eukaryota; Viridiplantae; Streptophyta; Magnoliopsida; Fabales; Fabaceae
Product: protein LIGHT-DEPENDENT SHORT HYPOCOTYLS 10-like
Exons: 1
Coding region: 1-534 (177 amino acids)
Biological process (GO): response to light stimulus; mRNA transcription
Cellular component (GO): nucleus
Source: RefSeq, a predicted model, not a curated record
AUGUCUGCAAGUGGUAGUGGGAAGGAUUUUGGAGAAGGAUCAAGCCCUCCAAUAGAUUAUCAACAACAACAAAAUCAAGGGACACUUAGCCGCUAUGAAUCUCAAAAGAGAAGGGAUUGGAACACUUUUGGGCAAUACUUGAAGAAUCAGAGACCCCCAGUUCCACUUUCUCAGUGCAAUUGCAACCACGUAUUGGAUUUCCUUCGGUAUCUGGAUCAGUUUGGAAAGACCAAGGUUCACCUUCAAGGGUGCAUGUUCUAUGGGCAACCAGAACCUCCAGCACCAUGUACAUGCCCUCUUAGACAAGCUUGGGGAAGCCUUGAUGCUCUCAUAGGGAGGCUCAGGGCUGCUUAUGAGGAAAAUGGUGGGCCCCCAGAGACUAAUCCUUUUGCAAGUGGUUCCAUUCGUGUGUAUCUCAAAGAGGUUAGAGAGUGUCAAGCUAAGGCAAGAGGUAUCCCUUACAAGAAGAAAAAGAAGGGCACAAAUCAAAUCAAGGGAAAUGAUGAAUCAAGCUCCACCAUGCACUUCUCUUGA